Molecule: messenger RNA, 1272 nt
Organism: Suillus fuscotomentosus
Lineage: Eukaryota; Fungi; Basidiomycota; Agaricomycetes; Boletales; Suillaceae
Exons: 6
Coding region: 1-1272 (423 amino acids)
Source: RefSeq, a predicted model, not a curated record
AUGACCUUCAAAAAAGUUAGGUUUCUUACUCCCGAAGAGCCAUAUCUUGGCGAUAUCGCCUCCACCUGCUCUACCUACAGCAGUGAUGCCAGCGAAGACGGUCCGGUAGCGCUAGGGCGUGCUUCUGAUAAGGGUCUGAUCGACUGGUUGGGCUCUUAUGUCCCAUUGGAGUUGUGGACUCCUCCUGCAUUGUCGAGGAAACCCAGGAUGAAAGGAGUUGUCAGAUUGGAACACUAUCCGAAGUUUAAAAAAUACGACUUGACAAAAGAGUUUCUUACCGACCACGAAAAGCUUAAUGAUUUGUUCGCACAAAGGGAUCAAGUAUACGACCUUUGUUUCAACGGCCACUUCGACGAGAUAGGGAGUAUGCUGGCCGGUGAGUCUCCCAUUAGCCCAAAGGUUCUUUCAUCACUCAACAAGUGGUGCAAGACAUGUAUGCUAUGGAAUGCCGGCAAACAUCCGGAAAUGUUGCCCGGACUCCAACAAGGUAUGGCGAUUCCUACGACUGCGGAUGGGAUGAUCCUAGUUCGGCCGAGUCAGCGGAAGAUCCCUACGACUGUGGGUGGGAUCGUCAUACGGAUGAUCAAGGCAUCCCGCAAUCAUGUGGGUCGGCGGAAGAUGCUUAUGACUGCGGUUGGGAUCAUCUUAUGGAUGAUCAAGCCAUCCUGCAAUCGAGUGAGUCGGCAGAAGAUGCCUACUGAUUGCGGAUGGGAUCAUCCGAUGGAUGAUCAGGCCAUCCUGCAAUCGGGUGAGCCGGCAGCGGAUGCCUAUGAUUGUGGGUGGGAUCAUCUGAUGGAUGACCAGGCCAUCCUGCAAUCGGGUGAGCCGGCAGCGGAUCCCUACGACUGUGGAUGGGACAACCAUAUGAAUGCGACAGAAGCCUCUUCAAAUGUGAUGGAGGAAUAUGUUGGCAUAGUAGCAUCCGAAGAUGGAGGAUCGGCAGGGGAUGAUCCGUAUGACUGUGGAUGGGCUGCCCCGGAAGUCAGCAGACAAACUGCCACCGGCAGUAACGCAGUGAAUGCAUUUGCCUCUUCCGGUGAGCAAGCAGAAGACAAUGAAACAAAUGUCUUCGAGCAUGCAGAACACUCUAUGAGGUCUGCGAUCCGAAUCUUGCAUGACAUUCGGCCUAACAAUAUUCAUCACAAUGCAAAUGGCAUUGCAACAACUGCCGAGCAUGUCCUCAACCCCAUGUUGAUACCGACCUCCUUUCGGGACUCAAGGCAGUAUCGGGGCUCACACGGAGGCAAGAAACAGAGUGGCGGAACUGGGUGA